Phaeoacremonium minimum UCRPA7 is the source of this 894-nucleotide messenger RNA. Its product is annotated as putative 1-acyl-sn-glycerol-3-phosphate acyltransferase beta protein. Gene Ontology annotation, cellular component: endoplasmic reticulum; membrane. NCBI's taxonomy places the organism in Eukaryota, Fungi, Ascomycota, Sordariomycetes, Togniniales, Togniniaceae. The record is from RefSeq and is a predicted model, not a curated record. Gene Ontology annotation, biological process: phosphatidic acid biosynthetic process. Gene Ontology annotation, molecular function: 1-acylglycerol-3-phosphate O-acyltransferase activity. The coding region runs from base 1 to 894 and encodes 297 amino acids. The transcript has 2 exons.
AUGUCCUCCCUACUCACCUACUUAUACUACUUCCUCGCCGGCUAUCUCGGGCUGACCGUCUUCUUCUACAUGCUGUCCCUCGUCUCUACCAAGGCCGGCUUCGUCGCCCGGCUGCUGGCCGCCUACAUUUCCAUGAUAAUAACCGCCCUCGCCGGCGUCUUCAUCUCCAUCGCCUUCCGCCUCUUCGGCGACGCCUCAAACUCGCAGUGGGCCACCGGCCGCGUCUUCGAGUACAUCAUGGCGCUGACCACGGGCGUGCGCUUCAAGAUCGUCGACCCCAAGGGCCACCUCGAGCGCACGCGCCCGGCCGUCUUCGUCGGCAACCACCAGACGGAGCUCGACGUACUGAUGCUGGGCAUCAUAUUCCCGAAGCACACGAGCGUCACCGCCAAGUCCUCCCUCAAGCGCAUGCCCUUCCUCGGCUGGUUCAUGACGCUCAGCAACUCCAUCUUCAUCGACCGCAAGAACAGCAAGGACGCCCGCGAGGCCAUGCGCGGCGCCGCCGACCAGAUCCGCGCCCAGCGCCAGAACGUCUGGAUGUUCCCCGAGGGCACCCGCAGCUACGCAAAGGACCCCAUGCUGCUGCCCUUCAAGAAGGGCGCCUUCCACCUCGCCGUCCAGGCGCAGGUCCCCAUCGUGCCCGUCGUCGUCGCAAACUACAGCCACGUCUUGUGGGUGAAGGGCUUGGUCUUCAAGUCGGGUUCCAUACCCAUGAAAGUGCUCGACCCCAUUCCCACCACGGGUCUUACCCCUGCGGACGUCGACGAGCUCACUAGGACGACACGCGAACGGAUGCUGAAGGAGCUCAUCAACCUGACGGCUGAGGUCAGGGGGCAGCCGAUACCCAUCUCCGCCGAAACGGUGAAGGCCACAGGUGUGGAGAUAAGGAAUUGA